CUCAAACUCUGUUCUGUUCCGGCGUUUGAGAGGAAGGCAGUUAACGUCGUGAGCUGCGGUGCAACAAUGUGCCGUUUCAGUCAGCAGUGGGGAGGAUCUCCAUUUUGCCUGUAUGUCUUGAUCCUCUUUCCGAGUUGCUGCUUUUGCAUCGCCUCAUCUCUGCCCCUUACGGCUGCACCUCUCUUUACGGACAGACCUUUUGCAGUCAUUUGGAAUGCACCCACCCAUGUGUGCAAGAAGCUCAAGAUCCCUUUGGACCUUUCUGCAUUCCAAGCUGUAACAACACCAGCCAGUGAACCUGAUCAGUUUCUCUCCCUCUUCUACUCCUCUAGGUUUGGACUGUAUCCAUGCGUAGACACUACUACCAAUAAGGAGUAUAAUGGGGGUAUUCCCCAGAAGGGAAACCUAACAGCCAACAUUGAGAAAGCUUCUAGUGAUAUCACAAAGUACAUUCCUGAGUUCAGGACUGGCUUGGCUGUGAUCGAUUGGGAAUCAUGGCAUGCACUGUGGGCAAGAAACUGGGGCUUCAGAGACAUCUAUCGGAAGCUAUCAAUUCAAUAUGUCAAAGAAAAACUCCCAUCUCUAUCACCUAACAAGGUUGUUACUGUUGCCACUGAAGCGUUUCAGAAAGCAGCCAGGUCUUACUUAGGAGAGACAUUGAAUUUGGCGAUCAGACUACGUCCAAACUACCUCUGGGGUUACUAUCUGUUUCCAGAUUGCUAUAAUUACAACUGGAAUGACCCAGCGUACACAGGAGAGUGUCCAGCAAUAGAGAUAACCCGUAAUAACAACCUUCUUUGGCUGUGGGAGUCCAGUACAGCUUUGUACCCUUCUGCAUACCUGCCACUAUCUCUGAGGGAAACUACCAAAGCAGCUCUCUUCGUCAGAGGCAUGGUAAAGGAAGCUGUGAGGGUGUCUGCUCUUCCAAAACAAAUCUACAAGGCACCUAUUUAUGUCUAUCUGCGACCUCUUUUCCGUGAUCAGAACAAAGUAUACUUGAGUGAGGCAGAUCUAGUCAGGACUAUUGGGGAGAGUGCAGCCUUAGGUGCAUCAGGGGUAGUGCUUUGGGGUGCAAGUGCUGACUACAGCAAUAAGGACUCAUGUGAAGCACUGGCUGCCUACCUGCCAUCCACACUUUACCCUUAUUUGACCAAUGUAACUGCAGCUGCAAAACUCUGCAGUGAUUCUCUGUGCCAGGGCAAUGGACGCUGUGUCCGCAAGAACCCCAACUCGUUUGACUACCUCCACCUCAACUCGGAUCACUUUCAAAUUCAGGUGUGGAAUGGGAAACAGCUGGCUAUUGGCAUGCCUUCUCUAAAUGACCUUAAGGACUUUGCAGACAAGUUUACCUGUCAUUGCUAUGUGGGAAAAGAAUGCUCUGACAGCUUGUCCAUUGUGCCUUCCGUGACUCCAGUAGUUAUUCAAGUAUAA
This is a messenger RNA of Colossoma macropomum (tambaqui), 1431 nucleotides long. RefSeq names its product hyaluronidase PH-20-like. The record is from RefSeq and is a predicted model, not a curated record. The transcript has 4 exons. Bases 67 to 1431 code for a protein of 454 amino acids. Gene Ontology annotation, cellular component: acrosomal vesicle. Lineage: Eukaryota; Metazoa; Chordata; Actinopteri; Characiformes; Serrasalmidae. Gene Ontology annotation, molecular function: hyalurononglucosaminidase activity. Gene Ontology annotation, biological process: carbohydrate metabolic process; hyaluronan catabolic process.